Molecule: messenger RNA, 5678 nt
Organism: Durio zibethinus
Lineage: Eukaryota; Viridiplantae; Streptophyta; Magnoliopsida; Malvales; Malvaceae
Source: RefSeq, a predicted model, not a curated record
UCUGUUUUUUAAAUUAAUGAAUUUAAGUUGAAUUAUGCUUAAAAUUUAAAAUUUAGAUGAAAUUUACACUUAAUUUUAUAGACCGGCGGCAAUGACUGAGAACCUUUCUAGUUCAUUCAAAAUACUGAAUAAGCAGACUAAUUGUAGAUAUGUUUUAUGUUUUAGAGAAGGACUAGUUGUAGUCAGUAAUGAGGUUGUGGCCAAGAUAUCUAAUGUCUAUCCAAAGGACCCUGAAUUUCCUUCAAGUGGUGUUGAUGAUAUGACGAAGCUAGCAUAUUUGCAUGAACCUGGGGUUUUGCAGAAUUUAAGAUUUCGUUACGAUGAUAAUGAAAUAUACACCUACACGGGAAAUAUAUUGAUUGCCGUAAAUCCUUUUCGAAGACUGCCACAUUUAUAUGACAGUCACGUGAUGGAACAGUACAAAGGAGCAGCUUUAGGUGAGCUGAGCCCACAUCCGUUUGCUGUUGCAGAUUCUGCCUAUAGACAGAUGAUCAAUGAGAGAAUUAGCCAAGCAAUUCUGGUAAGUGGGGAAAGUGGAGCUGGUAAAACAGAGAGUACAAAGAUGCUUAUGUGCUAUCUAGCCUAUAUGGGUGGGAGAAUUAACAAGGAAGAAGAACGGUCUGUGGAGCAGAAGGUCUUGGAGUCUAAUCCUGUUCUGGAAGCAUUUGGCAAUGCGAAGACCGUCAGAAACAAUAAUUCAAGUCGCUUUGGCAAGUUCGUGGAAAUUCAGUUCGAUCAAAGGGGGAGAAUUUCAGGAGCUGCAAUAAGGACUUAUUUGCUAGAACGAUCUCGUGUUUGCCAAGUGUCUGAUCCAGAGAGAAACUAUCAUUGCUUUUAUAUGCUUUGUGCUGCACCACAGGAGGAUAUUGAGAAGUACAAAUUGGGAAAUCCACGAACUUUUCAUUAUUUAAAUCAGUCAAAUUGUUAUGAGCUGGAUGCUAUAGAUGAUUCUAGAGAGUAUCUUGCAACUAGGAGAGCUAUGGAUGUUGUUGGGGUCAGUCAGGCAGAGCAGGAUGGAAUAUUCCGGGUUGUGGCUGCAAUUCUACAUUUAGGAAAUGUUGAGUUUGCGAAGGGACAGGAAUCAGAUGCUGCUGAACCUAAGGAUGAUAAAUCUCGGUUCCAUCUAAGAACUGCAGCGGAACUUUUCAUGUGUGAUGAGAAGUCUCUUGAAGACUCUUUAUGUAAACGUGUUAUUGUGACUCGUGAUGAGAGCAUUACAAAAUCGCUUGAUCCAGAUGCUGCAGCUCUCAGCAGAGAUGCUUUGGCCAAAAUUGUUUAUUCAAAAUUAUUUGACUGGCUUGUGGACAAGAUAAAUGUUUCUAUUGGUCAGGAUCCGGAAUCGAAAUUGUUGAUUGGUGUUCUGGAUAUUUAUGGAUUUGAGAGUUUCAAGACAAACAGUUUUGAGCAAUUUUGCAUCAAUUUAACAAAUGAAAAGCUGCAGCAACAUUUUAAUCAGCAUGUUUUUAAGAUGGAGCAGGAGGAAUAUAAAAAGGAAGAAAUUGACUGGAGUUAUAUAGAAUUUGUUGAUAAUCAAGAUAUUCUUGAUCUUAUUGAAAAGAAACCCGGUGGCAUCGUAGCUCUUCUUGAUGAAGCUUGUAUGUUUCCCAGAUCAACACAUGAGACAUUUGCUCAAAAGCUUUAUCAGACUUUUAAAGACCAUAAACGCUUCAGUAAGCCUAAGCUGGCACGGACUGACUUUACCAUUUGUCAUUAUGCUGGCGAUGUGACUUACCAGACUGAGCUCUUCCUGGACAAGAACAAAGAUUAUGUUGUUCCAGAGCAUCAAGCUUUACUGGGUGCUUCGAAAUGCUCUUUUGUUUCAAGCUUGUUUCCUCCUUUACCUGAGGAAUCUUCCAAAUCAUCAAAGUUUUCCUCAAUAGGUUCUCGCUUCAAGCAACAACUCCAAGCUUUGCUCGAGACUUUGAGUGCCACUGAACCGCACUACAUUCGCUGUGUAAAGCCAAAUAAUGCUCUUAAGCCGGCAAUAUUUGAAAACAAUAAUGUACUACAACAACUUCGUUGUGGGGGAGUCAUGGAGGCAAUUAGAAUUAGUUGUGCUGGAUUUCCCUCUCGAAAAAUGUUUCAUGAAUUUAUAGAUCGGUUUGCCAUAUUGGCUCCAGAGGUUCUCCGUGGGAGCCAUAAUGAGGUUGCUGCUAGCAAGAGGAUUCUGGAGAAGAGUAAUCUCAGUGGUUAUCAGAUUGGCAAAACAAAAGUUUUUCUCAGGGCUGGUCAGAUGGCUGAACUAGAUGCACGUCGAAGUGAGGUCUUAGGAAGAUCAGCAAGUGUUAUACAGAGAAAAGUUCGUACAUAUUUGCAUCACAAACACUAUAUCUUGUUGCAGUUAUCUGCCACACGUAUUCAAGCCUUGUGUAGAGGACAAGUGGCACGCCAUCAGUAUGAGGGAAUGAGAAGAGAAGCUGCUUGUCUGAAUAUUCAAAAACAUUCACGCAAGUUUGUUGCAAGGAAAGCAUACAAGAAUUUGUACUUCUCAGCCAUUUCCAUUCAAGCAGGUAUGCGUAAGAUGGCUGCACAUAAUGAGCUUCUGUUCAGGAAGCAAACAAGAGCUGCUACUGUAAUUCAGAGUCAAUGUCGACGAUUCUUGGCCAGCCUUCAUUAUCUAAGCUUAAAGAAAGCAGCAAUUUCCACACAAUGUGCCUGGAGAGCAAGAGUUGCACGUAGAGAAUUACGGAAGCUAAAAAUGGCUGCCAAGGAAACUGUUGCCCUCCAAGAAGCCAAAAGUAAGCUGGAAAAUCAAGUUGAAGAACUUACGUUGCUCUUGCAGCUGGAGAAACAAAUGAGGGCUGAGCUAGAGGAAUCCAAAAACCAAGAAUGUGCAAGUUUGCAAUCUGCUUUGCAGAAGAUGCAACUUGAGUUUCAGGAAACAAAAGAGUUGCUAAUCAAGGAAUGUGAAGAUGCAAAGAAAACUGCUGAUGAAUUGAUGAAUAAACUUACUGCUGAAAAUGAACAACUGAAGGCUGACCUAGAGGAAUCCAAUAACCAAGAAAUUCCAAGGUUGCAAUCUGCUUUGAACAAGAUGCAACUUGAGUUUCAGGAAACAAAAGAGUUGCUAAUCAAGGAACGUGGAGCUGCAAAGGACACUGCUGAUGAAUUGAUGAAUAAACUUACUGCUGAAAAUGAACAGCUGAAGGCUGACCUAGAGGAAUCCAAUAACCAAGAAAUUCCAAGGUUGCAAUCUGCUUUGAACAAGAUGCAACUUGAGUUUCAGGAAACAAAAGAGUUGCUAAUCAAGGAACGUGAAUCUGCAAAGGACACUGCUGAUGAAUUGAUGAAUAAACUUACUGCUGAAAAUGAACAGCUGAAGGCUGACCUAGAGAAAUCCAAUAACCAUGAAAUUCCAAUGUUGCAAUCUGCUUUGAACAAGAUGCAACUUGAGUUUCAGGAAACAAAAGAGUUGCUGAUCAAGGAACGUGAAGCUGCAAAGAACACAGCUGAACAAGUUCCUGUCAGUCAGGAGGCCCCUGUUAUUAAUGAUGAAUUGAUGAAUAAACUUACCGCUGAAAAUGAACAGCUGAAGGCUGACCUAGAGGAAUCCAAAAACCAAGAAAUUCCAAGGUUGCAAUCUGCUUUGCACAAGAUGCAACUUGAGUUAAAGGAAACAAAAGAGUUGCUGAUCAAGGAACGUGAAGCUGCAAAGAACACAGCUGAACAAGUCCUUGUCACACAGGAGGUCCCUCUAAUUGAUGAUGGAUUGAUGAAUAAACUUACCGCGGAAAAUGGACAGCAGAAGGCUGACCUAGAGGAAUCCAAAAACCAAGAAAUUGCAAGGUUGCAAUCUGCUUUGGACAAGAUACAACUUGAGUUUCAGGAAACAAAAGAGUUGCUAAUCAAGGAACAUGAAGCUGCAAAGAACACUGCUGAACAAGUUCCUGUCAUUCAGGAGGUCCCUGUUAAUGAUGAUGAAUUGAUGAAUAAACUUACUGCCGAAAAUGAACAGCUGAAGGCUCUGGUAAGUUCAUUAGAACAGAAAAUUGAUGAAACAGAGAGGAAAUAUGAAGAAACAAACAAGCUUAGUGAAGAGCGACUAAAGCAGGCUUUGGAGGCAGAGUCAAAGAUAAUUGAGCUAAAAACUGCAAUGCAGAGACUCGAAGAGAAGAUUUUGGACAUGGAAUCCGAGGACCAGGUUUUGCGGCAGCAAGCAUUGAUGAGUGCAUCUAGAAAAAUGUCAGAGCAUUUGUCAAUUGUGACAUCUGCACCUCUGGAAAAUGGUCAUCAUGCACAACUAAAUUCCGGUCCAUCAAAAAGGUUUGGUAGAGAAGAUAGUAAAAUGAGGAGAUCCCAUAUUGAAAGGCAACAAGAGAGCGUAGAUGCUCUAAUCAAAUGUGUGACACAGAAUAUUGGGUUCAGUCAAGAAAAGCCUGUUGCAGGAUUUACGAUAUACAAAUGCCUUCUCCACUGGAAAUCAUUUGAAGCAGAAAAGACAAGUGUAUUUGAUCGUCUUAUUCAGAUGAUUGGCUCUGCACUCGAGGACCAGGACAACAAUGAUCACUUGGCUUAUUGGCUGUCGAAUACAUCCGUAUUGUUGUUUUUGCUUCAACGUAGUUUGAAAGCCUCUAGUUCAAGUGCAGCACAGAAACCUCCUACUCCAACGUCAUUUUUUUCAAGGAUGACCCAAAGUUUUCGUUCAUCUUCUGCCAAUCUCCCGGUUGGUGUAGUGCGCCAGGUUGAGGCCAAGUAUCCAGCUCUGCUUUUUAAGCAGCAGCUCACAGCAUACAUAGAAAAGAUCUAUGGUAUCAUAAGAGAGAACUUGAAAAAGGACUUGUCACAACUUGUUUCUUGUUGUAUUCAGGAACCUAGGACAUCAGAAGGAACAGCUUUUAAAACUUCUGAAGAGUCACAAGGCGAUAGUUCUCCAGCUAGUCACUGGCAGGGCAUUAUUGAGUGCCUGAACAGGCUGCUGUCCGCAUUAAAAGAAAAUUUUGUGCCUACCAUACUUGUUCAGAAGAUUUUCACUCAAAGUUUUGCAUAUAUUAAUGUACAGCUAUUUAAUAGCCUUCUUCUCCAUCAAGAGUGCUGCACAUUUAGCAAUGGGGAGUAUGUGAAGUCUGGUUUAGCCGAGUUGGAACUAUGGUGUGCCCAAGCGACUGAAGAGUAUACUGGCUCAGCAUGGGAUGAACUCAAACACACAAGGCAGGCUGUUGGAUUCUUGGUUAUAAAUCAAAAAUCCAAAUUAUCCUAUGACGAAAUAACAAAUGACCUUUGUACUGUUCUGAGUGUUCAACAACUCUAUAGGAUAUGUACACUUUAUAGCGAUGACAAACACAACACUGAAAGUGUUUCACCAGAUGUCAUUUCCAGCAUGAAACUUAUUAUGACAGAUGAUUCAGAAGAUGAUAGCGGCAGCUCCUAUCUGUUGGAUGAUGAUUCCAGCAUUCCUUUCUCGGUCGAGGACAUUACCGACUCCAUGCAAGUAAAAGAAUUUUCGAAUGUAAAACCUGCUGCAGAGCUUAUUGAGAAUCCAGACUUCCAAUUUUUACAGGAUUAAGACACAGGCACAGCAUUCUUUUGUAGUGAUGGUAGGAGGGGAAGAAAAUUUUUAAUGUAUUCGACUCUGGUUGGAGCUGACAAAAGCUGUUCAGCCCCCUAAAUUUUCAUCUUGUACAAAGUAAUAAAUAGCAAAAAUAUUUAUAGUUAAAUUUUUUUUUCCAAAUAUUCGUUAU